CCAUGAUACGGCUUAUGUGGUAUUAUUUGCUAGCUGUAAGGAAAGCUUCGUUUUUUCUUCUCAGUUUAAUUGUAACAUUUAAUUCCACUUAUCCCCACUGAUUUAUUUGAUAUUUCAAAUCAUUUGCUUCGGUUUCUAUUUCAUCCACAUCUCUAUAUAAACCCCCUAAGUGCUUCAUUAGCUUCAUCAUCAUCUCAGCUUCAUUUCAUGGCCUCAAUGUUGAAGUACUCAAAUGCAGCUCUUUUGCCGCUGUAUGUGGUUUGUUUCUUGAUCCCUGCAGCGUUGGCUCGACCUGCAACGUAUCUGCAGGACUUCCGCACUACCUGGGGCGAUACUCAUAUCAGGCAGCUCGACGGGGGCAGGGCCAUUCAGCUAGUUCUAGACCAGAAUUCUGGGUGUGGAUUUGCUUCCAAGUAUCAGUACUUGUUCGGAAAAGUUAGCAUGAAGAUCAAACUCAUCCCCGGUGAUUCUGCAGGGACAGUUACUGCCUUUUAUAUGAAUUCCGACACUGACACAAUACGCGAUGAGCUCGACUUUGAGUUUUUAGGGAACCGGACUGGACAGCCUUACACAGUCCAAACCAAUGUGUACGCUCAUGGAAAAGGUGACAGAGAACAGAGGGUUAACCUUUGGUUUGACCCUGCUGCAGCAUUUCACACUUACUCUAUUUUGUGGAACCACAAUAUGGUUGUGUUUUAUGUGGAUGACGUACCCAUCAGAGUGUACAAGAACAAUGAAGCAAGAGGAAUUCCGUUCCCAAAGUCUCAACCGAUGGGAGUUUACUCAACAUUGUGGGAAGCUGAUGAUUGGGCAACCAGAGGAGGAAUAGAGAAGAUAGACUGGAGCAAAGCUCCAUUUCUUUCAUACUACAAGGACUUCGACAUUGAAGGAUGCCCUGUGCCAGGACCAGCUGCUUGUGCCUCUAACGUCCGUAACUGGUGGGAAGGUGCAGCUUACAAACAACUCAGCCCUAUCGAAGCUAGGCGAUACAGGUGGGUUCGAAUGAAUCACAUGACCUACGACUACUGCACCGACAAGUCCCGCUACCCCAAUACGCCCCCUGAGUGUCUUGCAGGCAUCUAAUCAUCCCAAUCCACAUAUUGAAUACACGUACAUGUAUAUGUGUACAUUUGAAUUUGUAUGUUCGUCCCUUCUAGUGUUUUACUAUAAGGCCCUACAGAUAUACUCCUUUUGUAUGUUAAACUUGCGAGACAUGCAUAUAGAAAGGGUAUAGAGGGAAUAAGAAUAUUUGCUUUCUUGUGCUCAUGCAUGUAAAAGGUUAUUGAUGUUUGUGUGGCUCUCUCAAGGUCAAUGUGAUGUUAACUGUGUCUCUGGCAUCGAGCCUGAAAACAAAAAUGCUAUUUGCUUUAUUAUGAAACUGAUGUAUAUCAAUAUCAACUUAAGUACAAACUGUUACCAGUUGUUGUUUUCUAUUUAAA
This is a messenger RNA of Daucus carota subsp. sativus, 1439 nucleotides long. Its product is annotated as probable xyloglucan endotransglucosylase/hydrolase protein 7. Bases 208 to 1083 code for a protein of 291 amino acids. Gene Ontology annotation, biological process: xyloglucan metabolic process; cell wall biogenesis. The transcript is spliced from 4 exons. Lineage: Eukaryota; Viridiplantae; Streptophyta; Magnoliopsida; Apiales; Apiaceae. Gene Ontology annotation, cellular component: cell wall; apoplast. The record is from RefSeq and is a predicted model, not a curated record. Gene Ontology annotation, molecular function: hydrolase activity, hydrolyzing O-glycosyl compounds; xyloglucan:xyloglucosyl transferase activity.